Alternaria conjuncta is the source of this 1290-nucleotide messenger RNA. RefSeq lists its product as uncharacterized. The coding region runs from base 1 to 1290 and encodes 429 amino acids. The record is from RefSeq and is a predicted model, not a curated record. The transcript has a single exon. NCBI's taxonomy places the organism in Eukaryota, Fungi, Ascomycota, Dothideomycetes, Pleosporales, Pleosporaceae.
AUGUCAAAUUCUCAACUUGAUACUACAACUGCGAGUCGGCACAACAGGAAUUCUCGGGUCGAUCUUGCAACUACUGCUAGCACACCAGCAAAUUCAGCUGCUGUUGACUUGGACGAUGGCAUUUGGGAUUCCGACGAAGACAACUCUGCCGAGCAGAUUCGAGACCGUGCUGGAGAGAGCCAGACAUCAACUCUCGAAGACGAUCCUUCUCAUCCUCUAUACAAGAUCAGAAAGGCUGCUCGUCAGAGCAAUCUUCCUCUCUACGAAAACACUAAGACUAGGAAGCGGGCGACAGGCUUGCAAGUAGUGUACGAGGGAGAAGACCAAAAGACGAAACUCGCCGAUGCCGCCCGUGUUACGGUCGGGGAAAUCUGGGAGAUCCAUGAAUCAGCUCCAACCGGCGAUCCAGACGCUUACCUAGGAGAUGGAAAGACCGCACCCACACCUGGAGGUCUGCAUAGCUCGAAGACCAGCAGAGUUGUGGUCACUGGCGUGGAGGGAGAGUUUCGAACUGGCUUCAGGAUUACCAGCUGUAACGGCAAGCUCCAAGAAAAGAUCGACAACAUGGGAAAAGACAUACGGUAUCUCUUGAUUCAUCUCGAAGGUCGGCCAACACCACGUAAUUCAGCCGGUCUUCCACUUCUGCGCAUUACAUCCUGGGUAUCCUGGUAUGAGUUAUCGGCCAUGGAUAUUGGCCAUAGCGUCAGCUUCCGACCAUCGAUGAACGACCGACGAAUAGGAAAUGCUCACAUCACCGAUGUUGAGGAAGGUGUACUUCGGAGGACCGAGCGAGAUGUCAUGGGAGUCUCGACUUUGGCCCGAACGUUCGAAGAGACUCAGCCAUACGGCCCAUUCCCUCGCCAAAACACACGCACACGGUCUCGUUCGACAGUGGCAAAUUCAGCAUCGCCAGCUGCGCCGCAUGCGCAAUCUCAAGCCACUGCCUCGGCGUCCAAUCCACCCUCUGGCCCGCGCUCUAUGGCUGGAGGAUUCGAUCGGCUGGCGGCUCUGAACUCAGCAAUUGAUUGGAGUCUGGAACCUGAGCAGCGCGAAGCGAGGCCUGCAGCACGACCCACUCAACAACCUCUCACGAAUCCACUCCCGCCCCCUCCACCUACGCCUACCCAGGCCCAAACAGACCGGGCUACUUCAGAUGGUAUCAACGCUCGUACGCCUGCGCAACAUCACACGGAGACCGAUCAGCCUGGUACAAUAGUCACGAAUGCUAAGCGCAAGAGGGACGACUCGGAAGAAGGGGCUCUCAAGAAUGGCCGACGCCAAUCCAUUUGA